CCAAAAACCGCCCAGUACGCGAAAGCGUCGCUCGACGACACUGCCUGCUCCAAUUGCGUCGUCGAUCGUCGCCGAUACGUUUCAAGUGAACGAGAAGCACGUCGUGUUGCCCCUUCCACGCAUGCGGCUUGCGUCGCAAGACGCCAAUUUCGACUUGCUCAUCAAGCCCAUGGCGCCGGCCCACCGUUCAAAGAGCGGGCGAUGGACGUGACAUUUCUGGAAGACAGUGACGAUAUCGACGUCGAGGCGCCGACGCCAGAGCCUGACUUGGAGUCGGCACCACCGCUUGGCAUCAUCUCGCUGUCGCACUUGCUCGCACCGGCACGGUUUGCUGCGCCACCAGCGUGCAACGACAUCCUCAAGCGUCGUGAUGCGGCCGCUGGAAUGAAGCUGCUUGAAAUGGACAUCGAUGACGCCGGUUUGGACGACGCCUUCUUGGAUGACAAGCUCAUCGAGGCCAAGCUCGCCGAGUUGCAGAUGCCACCCCUUUACGGCGACGACGUUGACAAAAGCUUUGUCCUUCGAGUGCUCAACCGGUCGCGCAUUCUCAAGAGAUACCUCGGUCCGACCACGUUGCAGCGGCAAAUGAACGGCGUUCGGCGGCGCGUCUCCUCGGCCGUCGAGUCGUCGCCGGCUGCUGAGACGGGCAACGCUACCAAGAUGGGCGAUGGCAGAAAUCCACGUCCAUGGACACCGUCGGACGGCGACGAUGACCCUAAGUUGCCGCCACGCAGCGGUGAUUUGGACUCGUUUGGGAACCAGCUCGAUGACGACUUUGACGAGGACGAGAUGACACCCGUCGACGACGAUGCCUUCGGCGAUGGUGGCUCUGGCCGGCAAACAUCCUCCUCAAAACGAUCGCGCCGUCGGUCGAGCAACGUCGCCGUCGCCGGUGCUCUCGCCGAUGCCGUCACCAGUGUCAUGCAGGUGGCGCCAAGCAAGCUCGCCACGGUCCUCGAGCCCAAAGAAAUGGAUGCGGGCGCCAUUUUGGCACUCAACGCCGCGUCGUUGGCAUCGCCGGACGGCGAUAUUGCGCCUGUCUCGAUGAGCAUUGCGCAAAAGCAGCGCGACAAAGCGGCAGCGCGGACCACGACGUCCAGCGUCGUCGCUGAAAUGGAUGAGGUUGACUUGACGUCGCCGACGCCGGCCAGUCCCCGUCGCCGCACGGAUGUGAAAAAGAGAGCCAAGCCGCCGGGUAGUUCGACCGCCGACUCGGGCGUCGAGUCGUCGGUCGAAGCCAUGUACGAAGCUGCACUGCGCGCCGAACGGGCGCGUGAGUGGCGCCAGGCCACACUGCUUGCGUGCGCGUGCAUCAACAUGGACAAGGAGUUCGUCGAAGCCAUCUUCUUGCGGGCGCGGCUCUGUCGACGCCUUGGUCUUUGGUCCCAGGCACUCAAAGAUCUAACCUCGGCGCUGCGCAUUUGUCCAAGCAACCAUCGACUGCACUUGCAGCGCGCGCAUAUUCAUAUUCAGCUUCAAGAUUAUCACGCUGCAAUCAACGACCUCACAUCGGUCCUUUCCCAGCACCCGACAUCGGCGGAGGCACUCCUCCUCCGGUCGCAGAUCUACAUGAAGCAAAACAACCUUGCCUUUGCCAUCAAGGACUUGACGACGAUAGUCAAAUUUGACCCAAAGAACUGGCGCGCCUACUACGAACGCGGGCGUCUCCGCCACCAGCUCAUGGAAGGUCUGGUGCACGAAAAGGACGUUGACACGGAGGGCCAAAUUGUGUCGCCACAACUCAUGCUGCAUGUGCUCGACGACUACCUCAGCGCCCUCCGUGCUGGCUGCACACUGCCCGAGGUCGUCGAGGCCGUCGGCGACGUGUGUCUCCGCCUCGUCGCCGCCUCGCGGGACGCCAAGCCGCUUUUGCACACGAUCCAUGCACUCUCGGGUCUGGUCACGCUCAUCGACGACGCAGACGCGCGCACCAACCUCCGCGCGCGCGGCGCCAAGUUGCGCGACGGUCCCGUGGGGCUCCUAGCCGUGCUCUUGGCGCAGCGCGGCCGACUCCAGACACUGAUUGGAGAGCACGCCAAGGCCGCCACGGAUUUAGACCGUGCGGUCGUUCUCGACUACCAUUACGCGCCGGCGCACUUUUACCGCGGCGCGCUCGCGAGCUUGUAUGCGCACGACGAGGCAGCCCGCAAGGUCGUCGAGACGCACCUCUCGCGCAGCGUGUCGCUGGACCCGACGAUCAUCGGCGCGUACAUCGUGCGCGGCGGCAUCUUUGCCUUGGACCUGCGCUACGCGAGCGCGCUCCAAGACUUCAAGGCCGCCGUCUCGAUCGACCCGACGCUGGACUCGAUCUGGGUUCAAAUGGGCGUCAUCUUCUUGUCGCACUACCACGACUGCGCCGCCUGCGUGAGCGUGUGUACGACUGCGCUCGCCAACGACCGCGGGCUCACACAAGCGCUCUACUUGCGUGCCGAGUCGUAUGCACGGCAAGGCCACUCCGACGCCGCGCUACGCGACUAUGUGCGCCUGGUUCAGACCAACCCCGCCGAUGGGUUUGCGCACCUGCUUCGAGGCAAACUGUUGCUGCAGCUCGGCCACGGUCGCCCGGCCUUGUAUGCGUACAUGGCGUUCAUGGAGCUCUCCGAACGCGGCGUCGAUCGCAUCUCGCGCGGCAUAGCGUACAGCGUCCUCUCGCAACAUGCGAAAGCCGUGCACGAGUUCAAGCUGGCGGUCGAGGACCACCCGUCGUCCGAGAACUUGUACUUGCUCUCCGAGGCGCUGCAUUCAAUGGGCGAUACCGAGGCAGCGCUUGAGGUCAUCGAGCGCGCGAUUGCGACCGAGCCGCAGUGUGCGAGAAACUACCUCCGGCGCGCCCAGUGCUACCUCGGCCGUGGUGCUCUCAAGUCGGCCAUCAUCGAGUACGACUUUGCGCAGACGCUCACGGAGAAGGCCGAGCUGCCACGUGUGUUGUACGAGCGCGCCAUGUGCCGCAUGCAACUUCUCAUCAAGUGCUGGCACCAGCUCGAGUGUCUCCACGCCAAGAUGCCCGUCGAGAGCAAAAUGGAAAGCAACUUCAAAUCCGGGACCCCGGUACCGGAAACCCUCGCGCAGGUCGACAUGACAGUUCCCGCGCUCUCGAGCUACAUCAAGACUCUCUACAACGAAACACUUGCAGACUUUGCCAAGUGUCUCAAGCUCAGUGCGCCAACGCCGAUGGUCGAUGCACUCGUCGACCGCGCUGAGCUGCACGCGCUUGGCGGGGACUUCAGCGCCGCGUACGCCGACCUCCGCGCGGCACUUGACGCGCAGCCCGAGAACGUCCGCGCCUACAUCAAUUGGGGCAUUCUCGACAGCCGCCUUGCUCGCCGGGCCUCGAGCAUCGUGCAAUAUGACCUCGCGUUGCAGCACCACCCAGCCGACGCGUUGGCCUACUACAACCGGGGUGUCGCGUACCACCAUCUAUGUGUCCACGCCCAAGCCGAGACCGACUACACCAAAGCCAUCGCGCUGGACCCGACGAAUCUCGACGCGGUGCGGAACCGUGGCAUUGCGCGCUGCCACUUGUCCGACUUUGCGGGCGCAACGACGGACUUUGAACAAGUGCAUCGCGGUGCACCGGACGACCUCGAGCUCUACCUUGGAUUGGGCUACGUCUAUCUCAAAACAGGUCGGUUCCAAGAUGCGAUCGGACUCUUCCGGGCGUCGGCCAGCGUCAACCCGCGGGGUCUCGACGCUUUCUUGGACGCUGGCAAUACGUUCUUGACCAUGGCGCUCUUCUUGAGCGAGACGUCCAACCCGCUCAACGCACUGCACUCGUCCAACGCCAAGACGGACACGUUCCGGUCGCUUCUGCACCAAGCGCUCCACUGCUACCAGCGCGCCGUGCGACUGGACCCGACGAGCGUCGACUGCCGUCUGAAUUUGGCCGCGCUCUUCCGCGCGCUUCGGGACGUGCCCAACGCGGUGCGGCAGUACGCCAUGGUGCAGGGCCUCGACCCGCACAACCACGUCUUCCACGAGGAAAACGCCAUCAUGCUUUCGGAGGCGGGGCAGUACGACGACGCCAUUUUGCACUGGAACGACGCGAUCCGGCUGACCAUCUCGACCAACAACAUCAUUGAAAUGGAGUACACGAUCAUCGCCAAUACGCCGCACAUGGAGCGUCGGCCGUCGCAUUCGGACGUUGUCGACGACCCGGAUGGCAACUACCUGUUGGAACGACUCUUGGCGCAGAAGGCCGAGACGGUCAAGGCGAUGGUACAAAGCCGAUGGCGCGCGAUCGAGUCGCCCGCGGCCGCGACCUCGAUCACAGGACUCAAGAAGAAGCUCGCGCUGCAGAUCACGGAGCGCGGAAAGGCGUACGAGCGCCUCGGCUUGCUGGACAAGGCGCGCCUGGAGUACCUCUAUGCGUCCUACUUUGACCCGUUGGCGUACGCCGUGUACUUUCAAAUGGGAACGCUCGCGCUUCGACAACGACGCAGUGCCGAUGCGGUUCGGCGCUUUGACCAAGCCAUUGCACUGCAUCCGAAACUCGGACUCGCGCACUUGAACCUCGCGAUGGCACAUUUGCAAACGAAAAACGUCGCGGCGGCCAAAACGGCGUUGGACAUUGCGGCAUCGCUCAUGCCCGAGUGCGGUUUUGUGUGGGCGAACCUCGCGUGCGCGCACUUGCAACUCGGCAACGAUCGCCAAGGCGCGGUCGACCGGCUGUCGUCAGCGCUCAAGUGCAUGCCGACGUUCGCGCCCUUCUAUGUCGCCCGCGGUCGCGUGCUCACCAAGCUCAAGCUGCUGCACGAUGCGAUGGUCGACUUUGCCGCCGCGCUGCAAAUGGGGUACAAGGCACCCAUGUAG
This is a messenger RNA of Saprolegnia parasitica CBS 223.65, 4809 nucleotides long. RefSeq lists its product as hypothetical. The coding region runs from base 202 to 4809 and encodes 1535 amino acids. The record is from RefSeq and is a predicted model, not a curated record. NCBI's taxonomy places the organism in Eukaryota, Oomycota, Saprolegniomycetes, Saprolegniales, Saprolegniaceae. Gene Ontology annotation, molecular function: protein binding. The transcript has 13 exons.